Molecule: messenger RNA, 1430 nt
Organism: Vigna unguiculata (cowpea)
Lineage: Eukaryota; Viridiplantae; Streptophyta; Magnoliopsida; Fabales; Fabaceae
Product: protein SYM1-like
Cellular component (GO): cytoplasm; membrane
Source: RefSeq, a predicted model, not a curated record
ACUUGCGUUCACAUGGUGGGUUGUUGUAGCAGAAAAGAGGUGAUGCCCCAAACACUUAACAUAUUCACACGACACAAACACAAUCCUCGGACCCAUUUCCAUGGCUACUGUUACUUCUCUUUGCACCGUCUUUCCCAUACUCACACCAACCUUGUCGAAACCCCAUUUCGUUCCCCUCUCUUCCCGAACCCCAAAACGAAGUCGUAUCAUCACCUCUGUAGCUGAGGACCGUGAAAUAGUUCCGGUGUCUGAAGACAGAGGAGCCCGUUCCCAUGAAGUUGAGGGUAUUCAACCUUCUGAAUCCAUAACAGAGGCAGAGAUUGAUCCUCGCCUCACAAGCAGUAGUACCGUUAAUGCCUUCAUCGUUUUGGGGGUUGGCACUUUUGCUGUCACCAAGUUGCUCACCAUUGACCAUGACUACUGGCAUGGUUGGACCCUUUAUGAGAUUCUAAGGUAUAUACCUGAGCACAAUUGGAUUGCCUAUGAGCAAGCUCUGAAAGCAAAUCCGGUUUUAGCUAAAAUGGCAAUUAGUGGGAUUGUCUACUCAAUUGGAGACUGGAUUGCUCAGUGCUAUGAAGGAAAGCCUCUUUUUGAGUUUGAUCGGGCACGGUUAUUCAGAUCAGGUCUUGUUGGGUUUACUCUCCAUGGAUCUCUUUCUCAUUAUUACUAUCAACUUUGUGAGGCUCUUUUUCCUUUCCAAGAAUGGUGGGUUGUCCCUGCUAAAGUUGCUUUCGACCAAACUGUGUGGUCUGCAGUUUGGAACAGCAUCUACUUUGUGGUUUUGGGCUUAUUGCGGUUUGAAUCUUUGAGUAACAUAUAUGGUGAACUGAAGUCAACAUUUUUCCCCCUGCUUACUGCAGGGUGGAAACUUUGGCCUUUUGCGCAUCUGAUUACUUAUGGUCUGAUUCCUGUGGAACAAAGGCUUCUUUGGGUGGACUGUGUAGAGCUCGUCUGGGUCACAAUCCUUUCAACCUAUUCAAAUGAGAAAUCAGAAGCCCGAAUAUCUGACUCAGCAUCAGAAGCAACAUCAUCCACUUCAAACCAAAAUUCUAAGGAGUAAAUGAAUUGAAAAGUGGGGGAAGAGACUAUUUAGGUUUCAUGGCAAUUACAAAAUGAACUUCAAAAUAUUCAAAGAUUGUAUCAGUUGAAGGUCCAAUUGAGCGACCUUAGGGACCUGAGGUUGUGAUCUGCUGCUCAUACAGGAUAUACACUUACACAGCUCCUGGUGCUUGCUUCUAGCUAUGAUCAGAGUUUUUUAGGUUGCAGUUAUCAGUAUAAUUGCAUAGAUGAUUGUAUAUAUAAUAAUGCAUUCAGAACACAAGCUAUGUUCCUUUCCUUGAAGUGUAUCAUACAUCCAUAAUUCUGUAUAAAACAAAUUCGUCUCAUGUAUUGUGUUGGAAUAAUUCUUAAAGUGUGUCAUACAUCCAUAA